This is a messenger RNA of Dreissena polymorpha, 4451 nucleotides long. RefSeq names its product NCK-interacting protein with SH3 domain-like. Gene Ontology annotation, biological process: endocytosis. The transcript is spliced from 11 exons. The record is from RefSeq and is a predicted model, not a curated record. The coding region runs from base 92 to 2011 and encodes 639 amino acids. Gene Ontology annotation, molecular function: protein binding; Arp2/3 complex binding. NCBI's taxonomy places the organism in Eukaryota, Metazoa, Mollusca, Bivalvia, Myida, Dreissenidae.
AUCAAGCUCGCCAAUUUUGGCAGAUGCACCGGUUGUCAGUUUUUGCAAUGAUUCAUUGAUUUAUGUCUUUGUUCUGAUUAUUUUUUCUACGAUGUAUCGUGCGUUGUAUGAUUAUAAAACUGACGUGAACAAGUAUUUGUCCUUUCAAACGGGCGAUCAGUUCACCGUGCUUGACACUUCUCAACAAGACUGGUACUUGGCACAAAAUGGUUUCGGAGAAGUCGGAUACAUUCCAAAAAACUAUGUGGUUAAGGACGUAGUAGAACUUGCUGAGAUCCUGAAAUCCAUUGAUAGGGCACUGGAGAUGAUACAUUAUGAAGCUAGUAGCAAAGGUGGUCAGUACACACACAUACAGAGAGAAAAUCUCAAAAAAUUAACAGAACACAGACAGAAUGUAUUGCAUAAUUCACAAGCUGGGCAUGAAGAGGUUGUGCAACCAAAACGUCAAUCAGUAAAAAGAUCUGCCCCUCCCCCACCCACCAGUGUGAAUGAAAUAAAAACCCAAGAAGGGGGACAACUCUUAAAUACUGAUGUAUCAGCAAGAGUUACAGAACAUGAACACAAAGAACAAACGAAUAAUUCUACCAAACACAAUACUUUCAGUCAUUUUGUAUCAACUAGUCAAAACUUAGAUACAGUCAAAGACAAUUUGGACAUGAAUGUGAAAUCUGCAGUGGACUCUAUUGACACUGCUACAAGUCCCUUUCCAUCACCCUCCAAACUGAAGACAGAUGGAAUAUUAUGUGGAGGUGGUAUGGUUGUAGAUGAAAAUGUGGAGAUCUCUGGACACCUAGGUAGCACUUUGAUUGAGGAAGUCAGGAAAAGUACAGGCAUUAGCUACAAGAAAUCUUGUGUAGCUGUUGAAACUGUGUUGAGAAUGAUUUCUGAACAUGUUCCAGAAAUUGCUUCAGUUAUCAACAGGAUUUAUAAAACAACUGAGGAGUCAGUGGUGAAGGCCGCAGUGUCUGCAGAGGAGGCCAGUUCUGACUAUGAGCACCUGUGUGAGCUGUUCUCCCAGCUGACAGCCUGUAAGGACGACUCCCAGCAGAGGAGCUGGGCCCUGCAUGAGGAUGAGGGCACCAUCUCGACAUGCCUGCUUGACAUGCUCUCAAUACUGGAGAAUGCCAAGCCUUCUGUGUCACUCAGAGCCCUGGCCUCUGAUAGCUAUGAAAACAUUCAUCAUUUAGUGCAAUAUUACCAAAUGGAGACCCGGUUAAAGCUGCGUCUGUUGCUGCUGCAAGUGUUUGGGGCCAUGUGCACGCUGGACAAGCAGGGCCCAGUGAUCACACUACUGCUGUGCUCUGUACUCACCACAGAGCUAGCCAAGGAACUACAGCUGAAUAUUGAAGACUGCCAGCGUAGCAGCUAUGUAGCGUUGCUGUUGUCCAUGAUAUUUUCAACAGGGGAACCAGUGCCAGCCAGCUUGCAUGAACACCUGAACUCAGAGUUUGUUCAGUUUCUUUUCAACAACAUUGAGAACCCUGCCUCAGGAGAGCACGAAGAUCAACUCAGUGAUUUGCUUGUAAAUCUUGUGCUAGCCUUCAACCUCCAUUUUCAUGUGCCCAGCAAAAACCUUGUCCUGCAGGUGAUGGAGGAAAAGAAGACUGUGAAAGUGUUCACAGAGAAAAUACUCCUGCUCUUUAAUAGAGAUGAGGACCCUGUGAGUCUGAGUGAGGACACAUCCAGCCCAUGUAACAGCGUGAUGAAGAUGUUGCAGGACAUGUACAGCCUGCCCGCCACCUCCUGUAUCCUGUACACCAACGACGCCAAGGUUCUCAUAGACAUCAUACUGAGACACGUCAUUGACCUGUCGCCCGGAGACCAGAAUCGAUCAGCCCACCUAAAGUUGAUGCGACUUUACCUUGAAAAUGCAGACUACUCCGAGACUCGACACAGGUAUUCAGAACUCAAAGAGUGUCUGCACAGAAUACACACGGAGGAAACAGAGAUGGAGGACGAUAAACAUACUGUGGAGUACAUUUUCAGGAAGCUCAACAUGUUAAAUGAUUAGUUUUGUGUGUGUGUGUGUUUUCAUUCCCCUGAAAGGGAAACAUAGUUAUGCACUGUCUGUCAGUUUGUCCGAAUUUUUGGUUUUUCGCUUUCUAACCAGUUUUAAACUUUCUUGAAAUGUUCAUGACCAUGGUAGCCAAGUUUAAUAACCUGGCAACUCUCUCCAGGCACAUCAGAGUUAGUGCUGUCUGUCUGUCCUGCUGUAUGUACGAAAGUUCCUGUCACAGCCAUAACUUUGCCAUAUAUUGAUGGGUUUCAAAAUAACUGAACAAAUGUGAACGACUUGUAUGUGUAAAACUUGCCCCCCUACACAACAGGUCACACUUAGAGGUCAAAUUUGGCCGUUAAACAGCCUGUCUUAUAGUUGCUUGUAUCACCCGUCUCUUUACCUCAAAGGUAAAGGUUACACUUAGUGGUCCAAAGUCAAAUAUGGCCAUAACCAGCUUGUUUUUGGCAGAUGUGAAGUUUUGAGACAAAAGAUAAAUGCACAGGCUGGCAAGGAGAUAAAUGCACAGGCUGGUAAGGAGAUAAAUGCACAGGCUGGUAAGGAGAUAAAUGCACAGGCUGGUAAGGAGAUAAACGCACAGGCUGGUAAGGAGAUAAAUGCACAGGCUGGUAAGGAGAUAAAUGCACAGGCUGGUCUAGAGCUACUUUGACCAAGGACAUCCAUGCUGUUUGGACACGUCUUGUUGUAUCUUUUUUUAAUAGGUUGUUUAAUGAUGUUUUUAGCGUUAAGUCAAAGAAGUGUGCUAGCAAUAAAAUUAUGUAUAAAUAUAUUUAUGUAUUUAAUAUCAUUCAUGAAUGCAUAGAAGUUACAGUAUUGUGUAUCCAGAGAUUUCAUUCAGAGGUAUUCCUGAAAUGCAAUCAGAAUAAACUUACUAAAACAUUUAUGUUAUUUACUCAUGUAAACAGAAAAGAAACUUGUUAAUAGGUAUGUUUGUAUCAAAACAGGUGCUUUAAUUGUAACAGAAUGUUUAAAGAUAAUUUUUAAACCAGUUAUUAGAAUUAAAACAUUUAAGCACCAAUAGCAUUCAAGAAAAGAAGUGAGCUUGGCUUAAAGAUUUUUAUACUUCCUUAUCAAGUAGGUUUGUGUCAUGGUACGGGUUACUAUUAUUAAAUUAUGCCUAAUAUCAUAAGGAACAAAUUGAGCUAUUGUGAUGUAACUUAUCUUUAUAUACCUUAUAUCAAGACCUCACGGCUAAUUAUUAGGUAUUUGGUGGGCAAGGUCAAGUGGGUUACUGUUAUUAAAUUAUGAACAUUAAGAACAAAUUGAGCUAUUGUGAUGAAAUGUAUCUUUUUUUUUUAAUUUUAUCUUUAUAUUCAAGGUCACCAGCAUUAAAAAUAUACAAAUGGAACAUGGUUAAACAGUUUGUGUUCAGUUAUUUAAGUGCACAUUACCCUUGUUAGUGAUACAGAAUUUUGUUUCAUACCUACAUGUUAAUACAUAUAAAGCAUUUCCACAUGGUGUAUUUAAGUACAUUUUGAAACAUUAUUGAAACAUGUUAUUAUGAUUAUAUUCAUAUAUGUCUUGUGUAUAAUCAGUUUUUUAACCUAGUAGCAGAUAAGCUUUUUGUAAACCCACUUGUUUUUUUCAUUUAAACAAAUUGUAGCACAUUAAAAAUGUCACUUAUUUUAAAGUUUUAUAUAAAAUUUCACCUCUUUGUGUUAUUGAACAUGAAUUUUUUUUUGUUUACAAAAAAAUCAAAAUAAUGUUUAAACAAUUCAAUAUGGAUUUUAAUCCUGCCCUAUAAAUCAUUGUUUCUUUUUAAAUUAAUGUAUUGUUCAGAUUAAGUUUUAAAGCAAUAACUUUUAAAUAAAGGCUUUUUUCACUUUUAAAUUCAGGCAUUGUGCACUAUAAAAUUAAGUUUGUUAAGUGUAACUGGUAUAGCUGCCUGACUGAAGCCCGAGUGCUCCGUCUCACUUACAUUUGUAUACCUUUAUGUGUCAAUAAUAAUAUGAUUGGAGCCUCGAUCUAGAAAAUCAAGCUACUUGCAUGUGAGUAAAGUUUAGUCCUAGAUAAGCCAGGGCAGUUUGCACAGGCUAAUCAGAGGAUUCUGCUUUAACAAAUAUUUUUUGAUUGAAGGGAGUCUCUUGUUAGCGAAAAUCCAGUUAAGGCAGAAAAUGUCCCUGAUUAGCCUGUUAUGACUGUUAAGGCUAAUCGGCCACAACACUGUACACAUCAAGCCCAAUUUUCUUGAGCAAGGCUUAUAUAUUUCAUAUAUCUUUCAUACAUUGUUGUUAGUUGGUGUUUUCCUUAACACUUUCUGAUACUUUUAUAAGUUACAGAAAAAUAGCUUUUGGUUGUGGUACAUUAUAAAACAAAUCGAUCACACUUAAAAUGUAUGUUUUUAAUAUGUUUUUUCUUCCAUUUGGUUAUAUUAUCACAGUUUAUUUAUCAUUCCACAUGCUUAAAAUAUUGCCUCAAUAAACCAACAAGUGUA